This is a messenger RNA of Olea europaea var. sylvestris, 3171 nucleotides long. Its product is annotated as exocyst complex component SEC10b. Gene Ontology annotation, biological process: exocytosis; Golgi to plasma membrane transport. Bases 187 to 2709 code for a protein of 840 amino acids. Gene Ontology annotation, cellular component: exocyst; cytoplasm. The record is from RefSeq and is a predicted model, not a curated record. NCBI's taxonomy places the organism in Eukaryota, Viridiplantae, Streptophyta, Magnoliopsida, Lamiales, Oleaceae. The transcript is spliced from 25 exons.
CGUCACUACAAUCAAUCAGCUAUAUUUCUUCUUGUAGACUUCGCAGAGACAAUCCUCUUCCUCGCUCGCUCAACGAAAUAUAACAGAAAGGGGAAUAUUUAUUUAUUUACUUUUUCAGAAAACAUAAAUCGAAGCUUUUUUUUUGGCUACAGAUCGCUAUCUCAUUCUCGUUCAAUUAAUAAAAAGAUGAAUGAGAAUAAAGGUGGAAGGAAGACCAAUAGAUUUUCUAAACCGGCGUCUAAAUUGGCAUCAACUGACUCCUAUCCACUUGUUUUGGACAUAGAGGACUUCAAGGGCGACUUUUCAUUUGAUGCCUUGUUCGGAAAUUUAGUAAACGAGUUGCUGCCUUCUCAUUUAGAAGAAGAAAUUGACGCCUCAGAAGGACAUGGUGGAAAUGAUGUUAUGCCAAAUGGUCAUUUACGAACUCCAUCUGACACGGGAAAGUCAGCACAAGGGCUAUCAAGUCCAUUAUUUCCUGAAGUAGAUGCUCUACUAUCUUUGUUUAAGAAUUCGUCUACACAGUUGAUUGAUCUCCGAAAAGAGAUUGAUGGGAAACUCUACAAUCUCAAAAAGGAAGUUGCUGCCCAGGACUCUAAGCACCGGAAGACACUUACCGAGCUGGAAAAAGGUGUCGAUGGCUUGUUUACUAGUUUUGCAAGGCUGGAUUCUCGUAUAUCAAGUGUUGGCCAGACUGCUGCUAAAAUAGGAGAUCAUCUGCAGAGUGCAGAUGCUCAACGGGAAACUGCGAGUCAAACGAUAGACCUCAUAAAGUACUUGAUGGAAUUCAAUAGUAGUCCGGGCGACCUAAUGGAACUUUCGGCUUUGUUCUCUGAUGACAGUCGUGUCGCUGAGGCUGCUUCCAUUGCACAAAAAUUGAGAUCAUUUGCUGAGGAAGAUAUUGGAAGACAAAGCAUGACUGUCUCAUCAGUUGUUGGGAAUGCAACUGCAAGCAGAGGAUUGGAAGUUGCUGUUGCGAACCUCCAAGAAUAUUGCAACGAACUGGAGAAUAGAUUGUUGGACAGAUUUGAUGCAGCAUCACAAAGAAGGGAAUUGUCAACAAUGGCAGAGUGUGCAAAAAUUUUGUCGCAGUUUAACAGGGGUACCAGUGCUAUGCAACACUAUGUGGGAUUACUUCCAAUGUUUGAUUUGGAGGUUAUGAAUGCAGACACUAGAUUGGUUCUUGGUGACCCUGGUUCCCAACCUAGUCCUAGCAAUGUAGCAAGUGGUCUCUCUUCAUUAUACGAGGAAAUUACAGAAACUGUGAGGAAAGAGGCAGCCACAAUAAUGGCAGUGUUUCCUUCUCCAGAUGAUGUCAUGUCAAUAUUGGUCCAGAGAGUGCUGGAAGAUAGGGUUCCCAAACUUCUUGAGAAGUUGUUGAUGAAGCCCUCUCUAGUUAAUCCACCUUCCAUGGAAGAAGGUGGACUUAUUUUAUAUCUUAGAAUGCUAGCAGUGGGAUAUGAGAAGACACAAGAGCUUGCUAGAGAUUUACGUGGUGUAGGGUGUGGUGACUUAGAUGUUGAAGGCCUAACAGAGUCUCUCUUUCUUCCCCAUAAAGAUAUAUAUAUUGAGUAUGAGCAGGCGUCUCUUAGGCAGCUAUAUAAAGCAAAGAUGGAGGAACUGCGUGCUGAAACUCAGCAGUCAAAUGAGUCAACUGGAACAAUCGGGCGCUCAAAAGGUGCUUCCUUAGCAUCUUCCCACCAGCAGAUAUCUGUCACCGUAGUGACAGAGUUUGUGCGCUGGAAUGAAGAAGCAAUAUCUAGAUGCACUUUGUUCUCGUCACAGCCUGCUACCCUUGCAGCUAAUGUAAGAGCUGUUUUUACGUGCCUUCUAGACCAGGUCAGUCUAUACAUAACAGAAGGGCUAGAAAGAGCUAGAGACAGCUUGACGGAGGCUGCAGCACUGAGGGAACGGUUUGUGCUGGGAACUAGCGUUAGUCGAAGAGUUGCUGCUGCAGCUGCUUCAGCUGCAGAAGCUGCUGCCGCUGCUGGUGAAAGCAGCUUCAGAUCUUUCAUGGUUGCUGUACAGCGUUGUGGAAGUAGCGUGGCAAUUGUCCAGCAAUACUUUGCAAACUCUAUUUCUCGGCUUUUGCUACCUCUGGAUGGUGCUCAUGCUGCUGCCUGUGAAGAAAUGGCAUCGGCCAUGUCCAGUGCAGAAGGCGUUGCUUACAAAGGGCUUCAACAAUGCAUUGAAACCGUUAUGGCUGAGGUGGAGCGAUUGAUAUCAGCCGAACAAAAAGCAACAGAUUAUCGGUCACCUGAUGAUGGUAUUGCUCCUGAUCAUCGGCCGACAAAUGCCUGCACAAGAGUUGUGGCCUAUCUUUCCCGUGUGCUUGAGGCUGCUUUCACAGCUCUAGAAGGUCUUAACAAACAAGCCUUCCUGACUGAAUUGGGAAAUCGCUUGCACAAGGGGCUGCUUAAUCAUUGGCAAAAGUUCACUUUUAACCCAAGCGGAGGACUACGGCUGAAACGUGAUAUAACAGAAUACGGGGAAUUUGUUCGUGGUUUUAAUGCUCCUUCAGUUGAUGAGAAAUUCGAGUUGCUCGGCAUCAUGGCCAAUGUCUUCAUUGUGGCCCCUGAAAGCCUGUCGACUCUUUUUGAGGGAACUCCAAGUAUUCGGAAAGAUGCACAAACGUUUAUUCAGCUCAGAGAGGACUACAAGAGUGCAAAGCUGGCAGCUCGACUCAGCUCCUUGUGGGCUGGCUCUAGUUAAAGCACAAAUUGCAUGCUGAAGAAGAUAGGAUUCAAGAAUUCAGUAGUUGAUCAUGACAAGGUGUUAAACUAGCCUGCUUCUUACGCAAUACCUUGUCAGGAGCAGAAAUGCAGCUACUUGAAUUGCAAGCUCAGCAUUGGAAAUUCUAACAGCUUGUCACUUCCUCUGUUUUCCUCUCUAGAUAGUUUUUUCUAAUAUAAAAAAAAAAAACUUCCUUGCUAUUCUAGGCGUUGGUUCAUGAGAAUUUCAGUAAAGGACUUGCUUAUUUGCUGUGUGCUUUUGUUUUUCUUGCAAUAUGAUUUAUACAAGUGAAGUUCAUGUCCGGGAUUACAUCUGUAUGAAUUGAUUAUGAACAAUACAUUCUGGAUGGUAUAUAUUUGCAUACUUGUGCUAGAUUUUUCAAUCGACCAUCCCGAACUUGGACGAAACCUUCUAUAGUGACAAUAAUGUUAUUCCAUAGUA